Messenger RNA from Plasmodium knowlesi strain H, 2817 nucleotides. RefSeq names its product conserved Plasmodium protein, unknown function. The record is from RefSeq and is a predicted model, not a curated record. The coding region runs from base 1 to 2817 and encodes 938 amino acids. NCBI's taxonomy places the organism in Eukaryota, Apicomplexa, Aconoidasida, Haemosporida, Plasmodiidae. The transcript has a single exon.
AUGGAAAAAAGGAAAAAAGGGACGAAGCUAUUUUACUGUGCCCUAGGGGCACUGAUGCCCGUCUACUGGUUCCACCACCGCAGGGAAAAGAAAAAUCAAAGAAACAACAACCAAAUUAUUGACGAUGUCGAGAUCUUGAGGAACCUAAAAAUGAAGAACCCAUUCUGUCACAUACCAUUAAUCAUCCUGACCGUCUACGAUGGUUAUAUUUACGAAAAUAAAAUUCUGCGAAAAAUUUACUACAGAUUUAGAGAAAGUCCAGCGAAGAAAGUUUCUGUUCCGUCUUCAUCUCUCCUUCACAAUUCCCACCAUGGAGGAAAUACCACCAAAACGGAAGGAACACAUGGACCUAAUUACCACUUUAUCAUGUACACUGAAAAAAACAUAUUUAACAAAAUGUAUUUUUAUGAAAUUAUACUGGACAAAAGUGUAAGGUAUGCUGUGAUUUCACCACAUCUAAGUUUCUACAUUCUGAGGCAACUAUCGCAACAUGUUGUUAAUUUGAACACGAGGUUGUAUAAUGAGAAGGAUUUCACGAUGCACAGGGAGAAGAGGAGAGGUACUCAUACUCACAGCCACAGUGAUGGUCACUGGGUUGCCAACUGGGUGAUGCGUUUAACGUGCGGUGCAGUUUGGCCCGACGAGCUCAGGAACUCCCACCACAGCGACAAUGAUACGGGCAGCGACAAUGAUAUCGGCGGCGACAAUGAUGGUGAAGACGAUCAUGGCGGUGACGAUCAUCAUGGUGGUGACAGGGAAGCCGGAAAAGAGACACCCCCCCAGCGGAAGAAGAACCUUCGCGAAAGGGCAAGAGGAAACCUGUACGAAAAAUACGGGAUUCACAAAUAUGAAGAAACAUUCAGCCAAGGAGAAGGAUGUGAUGGUACGAGUCGACCCCCACAGCAUGACCAAGUAAGCAUCAACCUUUUGUAUUUGUUGAAUAAAGCAUACGAUAGUGUAAGUAGAAUUUGUAUUGACACGGAGACAAACCUUCUUGUAAAUCUCUACAUGGUCAACAUUCUAAAGUUCAUUUGUUACAAGAAUUAUCGAAAUGUCCUGAUGAACAUUUCAUUGUUUGAGGAACUGGACAGAGAGAAUAGGAAGGGGAGGAAUCUCGUGGAUUACUUUUGCGCCUUGUUCACGGGGGGUAACAUGGCUGAGGAGGGAUACUUCGCGCGGGACGAUGCGGAUAGGCACUUGUUUUUCAGGAAAGAAGAAAGGGGAGGUGAAGAGGAUCACUCCAUGUUAGUUCAUCCAGCGGCCAAGCAAUCGGUCAGGCGAUUGGUCAUCCAGACGGCUAGUCCAACGGGAAGGAGUGCCUGUACCUUGUCUGACAUACCACCCUCCAAGGGUAUCCAAAAAAGGAAUGAUAAGAAGGAUGCUGUGGAGAAAAAUACAGACGACAACAGAAACCAUCACAUAGUCAACCAAGAAAAAGUUUAUCACAUAGAAGAAACGGAUACAUCACAAACUGUAUCCAUUUCUUACAACCAUGACGGAAUCCCCCCACAAGAGGAAGAGAGAAAAAAGAUGAAUCCACAUAAUUACGAACCAUAUGAUUGUGGAUUGAACGGAAAAAUGAAAAUAAUAAAUGAUCUAUACCUCGUACUGUACCUACGUCUUGUCCUUGAAUGUUGCAGCAAAAUUGUCAGUAUUAAAAAAAACUUAUUAAUGUUGGAGGAGAAGGUGAAGUUUGAGAAAGGGAAUAGAGUUUUUUACCUGAACACAUCAGAUGCGAUGGAGAAUUUAAAGGUGCACUACCUGAAGCGGUUUCGGCGUGGAGAGGAGAAACGGGGAUUCCACGUUUUCUUCCGCCCAUAUGGCAACACCAGGGGGAAUGGCCAACCGGGUAUGUGGAAGAAUAUUCAGCCAACAACACCGCUAAAAAAGAAACUACCCAGAUGGCAUAGCACAGAAGUUCAACCCAAUAAUGAGGAGCAGUCUAAUAUAGGAGCAUGGAAAAGAAAACUAAGGAGACACUCCAAAAGGGUAAAAAGUUACAUGAACAAAAAAAUAUUUAAAUUUAAAAAAAUGAUUAACUACUAUGUUAUAAAUUUGGAUGAAGCUAUAAAGAAUAAAUAUUACAAAAGAAUUCACGAAAAAAAUGUGAAACGGAUAAAUGAAUAUUUGAAGGAAAACACACAGAAGGAAAUGAACAUGGGACGAUUCCAUGACAUGUACUCCAACAUAAUUGCUAACUUGAAUGGCAUCCUCUCCUUUGCUUAUGCAGUUGACACGAAAAAUCAGGCCCAUCGCAUUUUGGCUCUUUACAACACAUGUGUCUUUUACCAGUAUAACUACCUCAAUGAGCAUGAUAAUCUGUUUUUUAAAAACGGAGUUAGUAGGUACUUGCGUCGUUUGGGUGAGUGGUCCUCAUCGGAAGAAAGACGAGAAGAUGACUCAGGGAAAGAGCCCUCCCCAUCCUUCUACUACAAAAACGAUAUCCACCUACUUCUCCUUCUAUAUACACAACGAAUAAGGAACUGUCUAAAUAUAUUCACCUAUAUAUAUAAUAAGAAUUACUUUAGUAAAUACUGCUCCUUGUGUUGUGUAUUCCAUAAGUUGAAUUUCAUCAUUUGUUCAAAGAGGAGUUCAUCUCAUUGGGUCAUGAACCUUGCUUACCUCGCUUAUCACAAUUGGUUUCCUUUCUUCUCCUUCCUUUAUUUUUUUUGUGUCUAUUCGUACGUUGCUUUUUUUCUUAUGUACCAGUCUAACACCUUUUCUUCCGUGCGCUACUUUGGGAUCUUCUCCGACCCUGGAUUGUCUCUCUACUUCGUCAAAUUGUAUACCAAUGCGCGAUCACUCUCCGGGGGGUGA